Messenger RNA from Salvia splendens (bonfire salvia), 1196 nucleotides. RefSeq lists its product as uncharacterized. Bases 137 to 808 code for a protein of 223 amino acids. The record is from RefSeq and is a predicted model, not a curated record. NCBI's taxonomy places the organism in Eukaryota, Viridiplantae, Streptophyta, Magnoliopsida, Lamiales, Lamiaceae. The transcript has 7 exons.
GUACUGAAGUUUGAGGUGUAUUUACUCCCAACUCUCUAUCACAUAGUAGAAAAUUAAAUCUUCCAGAACAAGAAUAUCUAUGAAGGAUAGAGUAGAUAAGAGUGGCGAGUGAGAGAGAAUAUUGAGGUGUGGUGUCAUGAUGGCUUCUUCACUCACAUCCAAACAAAAUUUUCAGUGCCAAUUCCCAUCUCUUUCUCUUCAUCAACCAAACACACAGUUAUAUUUGAGAUCAUGCAUUCCAAAAUUUCCUCCAUCAGUUGGAGGUUUUUCUCAUUUGAGCCUUAAACUCGAGCAUAGGAUUUCAAGAGCCUCUUCUGAAGAUUUACCCCCAGAAUUGACUGAUGAGGAUUCCAAGUUUGUCCCUUUAGCUUCAGAGGAUUCAAAUUAUGGCCCCCCUGCUUUGUUGUUGCUAGGUUUUGAAGUUGAAGAAGCAGCAAAGAUACAACAAUUUCUGAAGGAGCUGGAUGGCGAAUUUCUCGAGGUGAUUUUCUGCACUGAAGACAUGAUUAGUCAUUCGCUCUGGGAAGCAGUGAACACCAAACAAUCGAAUCUGGAAACAUUGAAGAUUGCAACAUCAGUUCCGCGAAUUUGCUUCCUAUCUGGUCUUACAGGGGAGGAGAUGAUGAUGUUCAUAGAUGCCUUCCCCGAAAGUGGUUUGGAACCUCCUGUGUUUGCAGCCCUCGUCCCAUAUAGCGCCAACAAACCUUUAGCAGAGUUAAUAGAUGAGAUCAUGGGAGACCAUGAAUUGCUAGUAAGUUUGUUAACUUUACUUUUCAACUAUAAUAUCAUCAAUUGUUUUAAUAUCUAAGAAUCAUUUAAGAAUCCUUUGCUUGUAGAAUUCUUCAAAAUUAUGAUUAGAUUUUUCUGGUUUUGAAAUGAAAAGUAGAUGUAACAUUGGGGCAUAGUGGCUAGUAUGUUUUAGUUUGUUUGUUCAUAGUUGGUGCUUUCAAGUGAACGGUUUCAUGCAGUCUGCACGGCAAACAAGCUAGACAGCGGGCGCAACGGGCAACGGGCACAACUGGUGGAAGUUUGAGAUGAGAGUAGGUGCAGUUUUUUUUCUUGUGUUUGAUAACAUUAUUCUAUUAUGAUUUGUACACUGGCAUUGCUAGUGCAAAAAAAAAUUUCUUCCGAUUGAAAUAUUGACGUGAAACCGAAAUCACACUUCCGAUUAUACAAAUUACAUGUUGAUUACCAAA